Messenger RNA from Coffea arabica (coffee), 1455 nucleotides. RefSeq lists its product as uncharacterized. The record is from RefSeq and is a predicted model, not a curated record. Gene Ontology annotation, molecular function: RNA-DNA hybrid ribonuclease activity; nucleic acid binding. Lineage: Eukaryota; Viridiplantae; Streptophyta; Magnoliopsida; Gentianales; Rubiaceae.
AUGUUAGUGAAAAGUCGAACCCAAGAGCAGUUCAUUUCUGACCUGAGAGAAAUUUUUGAGGUUCUUCGGAGCUCACGAAUGCGGCUAAACCCAAAGAAGUGUACUUUUGGGGUCAAGUCGGGAAAAUUCCUGGGCUACAUGAUUUCUAAAGAAGGGGUGAGAGCUAACCCGGACAAGAUCAAGGCCAUCAUGGACAUGGCUCCACCCCGGAAUAUUAAGGAGGUGCAACGUCUGACAGGGAGGAUGGCAGCCUUGAACAGGUUCCUGUCCAAAUCGGCAGUUCGGGGGUCGCCUUUCUUCAAGGCUCUGAAAGGAGAAUACGACCUGGGAUAUCAGCCCCGGACGGCCAUCAAAGCCCAAGUAUUGGCGGACUUCAUAGCGGAUGGCGUUUCCUUUGGAUCGCCCGAAGCGGAGGUCGAUCAGGCUAGGGACAUACAGGCCAGGAAGGAUGGAGAAGCCAUCCAGGUAGCGGAGGUCGGACCGUCCAAAGAGGCAGCUGAGGCCGAGCAGGCCAAAGAAGCUGCCGAGGGCGAACAGGCCAGAGAAGCAGCUAAGGCCAAACAGACCCAAGAAACUGCCGAGGUCGGACAGGCAGCGGAGGUGGGACAGGCAUUAAACGCUGCCGAGGCCGAGCAUUCUGGAAAAGCAGUCAAAGCUGAACUGGCCAGAGAGACGGCCCAGGACGGGAAGGUUACCGAGGCUACGGGACAAGCUGAUCCCACCUGGACGUUGUACGUGGACGGCGCGUCAAGUAAGGAAGGAUGUGGGGCCGGGCUCCUCCUAAUCAGCCCUACCGGGGAGGAGCUGCCCUACGCACUGUGGUUCAAAUUUAGAGCUUUUAACAAUGAAUCAGAGUACGAGGCUCUGAUUGCAGGGAUGGAGAUGGCCCGAAAGUUAGGGGCUAGAUCGAUAAAAGUCUAUAGCGACUCGCAACUGAUAGUGAACCAGAUUCCGCGAAGCCAGAACAAGAGAGCUGACGCCCUGUCUAAAUUGGCCUCUACCUCGGUUGGUGUCUUAGGUCGGGAAAUACUGGUGGAGGUCCUCAGAAGUCGGGCAUAUGAACCAUCCAACGCCGCGGUCAUUCAGGUGAUGAGCUCGUGGAUGGAUCCCAUUGUCCAGUACCUAGCUCAUGGGGAGCUCCCACCGAGCAGGGUGGAGGCCCGCAAAGUCCUCCUUAAGUCGCAGAAGUACGUGCUCACGCAUGGAGUCCUAUACAGGAAAUCUUACUUGCAGCCCUGGUUGAAGUGUGUAACGCCCGAGAAAGGGAGCUAUGUCUUGCGCGAGUUGCAUGAAGGCAUCUGCGGCAAUCACGUUGGCCCAAGAGUAUUGGCCAAGAAGGGAAUGCUGGCUGGAUACUAUUGGCCCACCAUCUUCAGGGACUCGGCCGAGCUGGUAGUCGGUGUAAGUCUUGCCAGCUACACGCCCCAAUCCAUCAUACCCCCACUCAGGAAAUGA